AAGUCUCUAACGUCACAGGUAUCAAGCUAUAUUUAAUGGACUGUAAUUAUUGAUUUUCAGAUACUGAAGUGGCAAUGGAACCAAAUCCUGUAAUUAUUGCUGCUACAGCAAAACAGACAGCAUCGCUUAUAUUUUUACAUGGGCUCGGAGAUACGGGACAUGGUUGGGCAAGCUAUAUUGCAGCUAUCAGGGGACCUCACGUUAAAGUGAUAUGUCCGACAGCAUCUACUAUUCCAGUAACACUUAAUGCGGGCUUCCGCAUGCCUUCUUGGUUUGAUUUGAAAACACUAGAUGCUACUGGUGCAGAAGAUGACGAAGGCAUUAUAAAAGCAACAGAACUUUUACAUGGUUUAAUUGGUGAUGAAGUUAGAAGUGGUAUUCCUGCUAACCGAAUUCUAUUAGGUGGAUUCUCUCAAGGAGGUGCUUUAGCUCUUCAUGCAGCGCUAACAUAUCCUGAACGUUUAGCUGGUGUUAUGGCUUUGUCCUGUUGGCUGCCAAGACAUGCAUCUUUUCCAGAUGCGGUCAAAGCUCCUAGAGAUUUACCUAUUUUCCAAGCGCAUGGUGAUUGUGAUCCAGUUGUUCCUUACAAAUGGGGGCAGAUGUCAUCAACAUUUUUGAAAACAUUUAUGAAGAACGCUGAAUUAUUGACCUACCAGGGCCUGACACACUGCUCAUCAGAAUUAGUACAGAAAGACAUGAAAGCUUUUAUAGAGAAAAAUUUGCCUGCUAAAUAAUAAAAUAUAAAUCAUAUAAUUAUAGAAUUAUCUUUAUUUAAAAAUUAAAAUAUUUUAUUAGACAUCACAUCCACUACAAAACCACAAAACAGAUAAACAUGUAUGAAGUGUUAUAUUUUUUCAUCUAAAAUUUAAUAAGUCAACAACAUAUUUCUCAUUCACUAAAUAUUUGUGUAUGUAAAAUUAGCUAUCAAAUAAACUAUGGUAAUCACGUUUCCGUGUUUUAUGGAUAACCUUCCUUUAUCGAGUUUAUUUAUUUUUUAUAUUUUUAUCAUUAUAUUUUUGACAUGCUCG
Molecule: messenger RNA, 1028 nt
Organism: Melitaea cinxia (Glanville fritillary)
Lineage: Eukaryota; Metazoa; Arthropoda; Insecta; Lepidoptera; Nymphalidae
Gene: Apt1
Product: acyl-protein thioesterase 1
Exons: 5
Coding region: 75-734 (219 amino acids)
Biological process (GO): protein depalmitoylation
Cellular component (GO): cytoplasm
Molecular function (GO): palmitoyl-(protein) hydrolase activity; carboxylic ester hydrolase activity
Source: RefSeq, a predicted model, not a curated record